CUUUGAAAGCAAAAAGCUGUGAAAUGUGGAGGAGCUCAGCUGUCGUCUCAUCAGUCGAUGUCGAGCUCAUUCAACGGCUGAGAUUCAAUUGCAGUUUUGCACAUCGAAAUCAAGAAGCAAAAAGAUGAAGAUUCAACAUUCAUAUAAGUUGGCAUUUUUACUGAUUUUUUUGUUUGUUUUGCCAACUGCUUAAUCUGAAUUCAACCGAUGCCGAAACGGGAAAAUCUUCUCGGUUAAUUUGUUAUUCCUAACUUCAGUAAUUAGACGAAUUGCUUGUGUUUUUCGUAUAAGUGCUUUUCUUCAUAUAUCUGGUGUGCUUUUGUAUAAGUGCUUUUCUUCAUGUAUCUGGUGUUAUAAUAGAUUCGUUUCCUGAAUCCAUGCACUUUGCCUGCCAUUUGGUUACUAAAAUUUCCUCCCAAUUUGUUCUCCUUAAUUAGGGAAUUUUGGUAAAUUGUUAUGGAUCAAGGCAUACGUGGAGACGGAAGAUGUUUGUUCCGGUCUGUGGUUCACGGCGCUUCUCUAAGGGCAGGGAAACCAUCUCCAAGUGACAGCCUUCAGAGAGAACUUGCCGACGAGCUCAGAUCAAAGGUGGUCGAUGAAUUCAUCAGACGGAGGUCAGACACCGAAUGGUUUCUUGAAGAUGAUUUUGAAACGUACGUUGUACAGAUGCGACAGCCCCACAUUUGGGGAGGAGAACCUGAGUUGCUUAUGUCCUCACAUGUCCUACGGAUGCCGAUUACAGUUUAUAUGCGGGACAAGGAUUCCGGCGACCUCAUGAUCAUAGCCGAAUAUGGUCAAGAGUACGGAAGGGACAACCCUAUCCGCGUACUUUAUCAUGGUUAUGGACACUACGACGCACUGCCUGCUGCAACUACUGGUACACAGUCCAAGUUGUGCAAACAAAGAUAGCCAGAGAUGCGUGGUACUGUAGCCUGUAUUCAUUCAAAAUCUUGAACUGUAUUCCUGCUGUUAUGUUUAUAAGUAUUUGAUUCGAGAAAUGGGUACUUUCUCAUACAACA
Molecule: messenger RNA, 1019 nt
Organism: Malus domestica (apple)
Lineage: Eukaryota; Viridiplantae; Streptophyta; Magnoliopsida; Rosales; Rosaceae
Source: RefSeq, a predicted model, not a curated record